This is a messenger RNA of Nerophis lumbriciformis (worm pipefish), 669 nucleotides long. NCBI's taxonomy places the organism in Eukaryota, Metazoa, Chordata, Actinopteri, Syngnathiformes, Syngnathidae. The record is from RefSeq and is a predicted model, not a curated record.
AUGAGCUGGACGGUGGCGAGCUCGGUUCUGGUGCUGCUGUGCUGGUGGGGGCUUCAAGAAGGCACCCAUGCCUGCACCUGCCUUCCGAGGCACCCCCAAGAGAUCUUUUGCCAAUCUGAUGUUGUCAUCACUGCCAAAGUUGGUAAAGUCAAGGAUGAUGGUGACUUUGACCAACCCAUCAAGUAUGACAUCGAACUUACCAGGACCUUUAAAGGCCCGGAAAGGCUCUUUCAUGCCAUCUACACCGCAUCUAGCUCUGCAGCAUGUGGAGUCAUUCUGUCCAAGGACACGGAGUAUCUAUUAAUGGCCAGAUUGCAUCCUGACGGCACUCUGCACAUUUCCUCGUGUGACUUCUAUCAGCCAUGGCGGGCUUUGACCUACACCCAAAAGAGCCUAUUGGAUCGUUACCAACAAGGCUGUAAUUGUAAGAUUGAGCCCUGCUAUUCCCUUCCGUGCGAUGUGAGCGGACCUAACGUGUGCCGGUGGACAGACUUUCUUCCGGGCGUGCACAGAGGCAACCAGACCCAAAACUACGCUUGCGCCUACGUGAAGCACAUAACCACCCGCGGCGAGAUCAGAGAGUGUCGCAACUCUCUUUCUACAUGGCAUCUCUGGAACUUGUCUAUUGACGGACGCUUCCUUCUUCCCCAGUCAGGGUACUCUGAUUGA